AUCGGCUUGCACUUUGGAACGACGAAUAUUUGCAUUGCCACUCAUCAAGAAAAUCAAAUCAAAAUAAUUCCGAAUGAGUAUGGAUUUUUAACGAGCCCGAACAGAGUUUCAUUCCUUGGAGAGGAUGCUGAAGCUCCUCUGAUUGGAAAUUCAUCAAAAUUAAUAACAUUUCCACAGUGCACAGUAUUUGAUGUGAAAAAGAUUAUCGGAAGAAAGUUUAAUGAUGAACUCUUGCAAAAUAACAUCAAUUUUUAUCCAUUCCGAGUUGUGGAGGGUCCCAAUAAUGAUACAUAUUUGAAGGUGGAAAGUAGAAUGGACAUGUUUGCACCAGAGUUGGUUGCUUCAUUUGUAUUUGGAUAUGUGAAACAGUUGGUUUACAUGUUUUAUGGAAUGGAAGAAUGUGAAACUCCUCUCGAUAUUAUAAUAAUGCUUAGUGUUCCAAAUUAUUUCAAUGAUGAGCAGAAGGAAGCACUGAAGGAAUCAUGUGAAUUUAAUAAUUUAACAGUAUUGGAUAUUUGUAGAGAAUCUCAAUGUGCUUGCUAUGCCUAUGGAUUGGAGAAGAGUUUGAGAAAUGAAUAUGUAAUGACACUCAGUAUGGGUGGAACAUCAUUUUUGUUGAGUAUUGAAUUUAUUGAUAAGGAUGGAAAUGUGACAUUGAAGGAACAUGAUGGAGAUGUCUAUUUGGGAGGUGAUGAUUUUGAUAAUAGAAUUGUAAAGUACUGUUGUAACGAAUUUAUGGAAAAGUAUAAUUUAGACAUUAGAGAAAACCCAAUGAGACUGAGAUUUUUGAAAAGUGAAUGUGAAAAAGCCAAGAUUAAAUUAUCUACAGAAAAUGAGGCAAUCAUAACAGUGAAAGGAAAUGAUCAACAAAUUUACGAAUUGAAAUUGAAUAGAUCAAAAUUUGAAGAGCUCAGUAUGGAUCUCUUUGAAUCUUGUAUUAAAUCAAUGGAAGGAUUAAUGGAACAGGCAAAAAUUACCAAAUCAGAUAUUAGAAAUAUUGUGCUGUUGGGAGGAUCAUUCUCAAUACCCAAGUUGCAAGAAUUAUUGAGAAAUUACUUUGCAGAAAAUUGUGAAUUGAAUUCACAUUUUAUUCUAAACUCAAUCCCUCCAGAACACGUUAUUGCAUAUGGUUCUGCUCUGAGUGGAUCAGAGAGAGACCUUUCCACACUCUCCAAAAAAGAAGCCUCAGUAGAUAUCAAUCCAGUCUCUGUUGGAAUUGAAAUAUUUGGUUGUGUGAUGAAGUCAAUUAUCGAGAGAAAUGCAUUCAUUCCAUGUAAGAAGAGAGUUUCCAUUGCAGUAUGUGCUGAAAAACAAAAGAAAAUACUUAUCAAUAUUCUGGAAGGAGAACGACUCAUUUCCAAACAUGACAAAUCAGUUGGUUCAAUUGAAAUUCCUAUUCAUAACGAAUCAUCCUUUGAAGUUGAAUUUGAAAUUGAUUUAACCUACACACUACAAGUCCAAGUCUAUGAGAAGGGAAACCCAAACACAUCUAUCAAAUCCCUCUCCAUUCCCAAUUACUUUUCCCAUCUCAAUCCAGAGGAAAUCUUUGAAAUGGUCAAGGAAUCCUCUCACACCAUCGAAACAGACAAG
Molecule: messenger RNA, 1590 nt
Organism: Naegleria gruberi
Lineage: Eukaryota; Heterolobosea; Eutetramitea; Acrasida; Naegleriidae
Exons: 2
Biological process (GO): protein refolding; cellular response to unfolded protein
Cellular component (GO): cytoplasm
Molecular function (GO): heat shock protein binding; ATP binding; ATP-dependent protein folding chaperone
Source: RefSeq, a predicted model, not a curated record